This is a messenger RNA of Paramuricea clavata, 2384 nucleotides long. NCBI's taxonomy places the organism in Eukaryota, Metazoa, Cnidaria, Anthozoa, Malacalcyonacea, Plexauridae. The record is from the annotation of a GenBank genome assembly.
AGACCCGAAGAUGUGGUGAAAGCAAUGGAAUCCUGCCGUGGCAAAAUGUUUCUUGGGCUGGAAAUGGACAUUACAUUAUAUGAAGGUAAAUAUCAUACGUUUCUUUCAGCCGUCCCGUACUGAUUUUAUACUCUUCCCUGAAACCCAUCAAAUGUGUUCGCAACAGGCUUGUAGCAAGUUUGUCAACAAGUUGCGACAACACUGUUAUUUUAUCAAGUUGCUACAAGUUUGUCACUCGUACCUUGUUGACAAGUUCAGGGUUUUUUCCAGGAUUUUCUCCUGGGUCCGUUUUUGUAGAGAAGAUUGAGUUCAACUGGACAGUUGGGGUGGCUACGUGGUGGCUAGCACCUGUACUCAAUACGUGUAGUUGAGACGGAAUGUGUUAAAGCAGGGACACUAUAAACCGGUUAAAGAUGGCUUGUUGGGCUUCCAACUGAAAACUAAUUUCCAGACGUUACAAAAUUUUAUAACUCAAACAACUUCAUUUUUACUGCACUGAAACUUUGGUGAGAAGAUUGAGUUUCAAAACUCAAUUCAAUAUUGAGUUUUUGGGGCCUAAAAAAUCCCUGAAAAAAACCCUGCAAGUUGUCGAAUUGCACAAUGAUAACAAAUAGUUAUAGAACAACUUGUUACAAGUCUGUUGAGCUUAACAACCUUGUAGCAGGUUUUUUUAACAAACCGUUGAGAGCUGGGAACAAGCAGUGCGAACACAUCCUGGUGACAAGUUGUCGGAACAGCAUUGCAAAUGCAGGUUUGUUACAACUUGUGCGUUUUUACGUGUGUAGGUGAUGAGCAAGAGGAACGUUCGUUCCAUCGCUACAAACGUCGCAGUGACGCCGGGGGACCUGGGUUCAACUCAGCUGAUGAUGUAUACCAGUUCAAUGCCACAAGGACGAUAUUUGUUGGAAACAUCGAGAGGAAUACGAAUUCAGCUGAACUAAAAAGAAUGUUUGAACGAUAUGGGGAAAUUGUUGUAAGUAUAUGUACUAUUUAAAACACGAGAAGGAGUGUUUUAUCAGAUAUAAAACGCGAGGCGCAGCCGAGCGUUUAUGUCUGAUAAAACACGACAACGAGUGUUUUGAAUAGCUUAAAAUACGACUACAAAAGAAUACUAAUUAGGAUGAACCAUUAUAUAAUCAUACUAAUUAGGAUGAACAAUUAUAUAAUGCCUCGUGCUUUAUCAGAUAUAAAGUUACUCCACGUGACAUAUGGCUGACAUGAUUUGCCACAAGGUUCAUGAAUUAUUAAUGAGUAUUUUAAAACUAUAUAUAACUAUAUAUGUUUACUGGAUAGCUUUAUCGUUCUAAACUGCUCUCCUUAGGCACAGUAAAAGGCAGAACUAAGAUGUAUUUUCAUUUCUUAGGAUAUUGACAUUAAAAAGCAAGGCACAAAUGGCGCUUAUGCAUUCAUCCAGUAUCUGGACAUAACUCAUGCUGUUGAUGCGAAGAAACAGAUGAACCGCUCUCUUGCUGGACGUAAUAGAUUAAAGGUAUGCAUACACGAAUAUAUAUAUAUAUGUAUAUAUAUGUAUAUAUAUAUAUAUAUAUAUAUAUAUAUAUAUAUAUAUAUAUAUAUAUAUAUAUAUAUAUAUAUAUAUAUAUAUAUAUAUAUAUAUAUAUAUAUAUAUAUAUAUAUAUAUAUAUAUAUAUAUAUAUAUAUAUAAAUAACAAAUCAACUAGAGAGGAUGAAAUUAAAUAUGCCUAUAUUUAAAGAUUCCCUUCAUUAAUGAAGAAUUUAGACGGCGUGCCCUUGCAGUGAUAAAACGAUCAGGAAUAGACAGUGUCAGAAUUCAAUUUAUGAACGGCAAAUCAUUGCGUAGAGUAUUUGCUCCACCCAGAGAACGGCACAUUGCCCUAAAGCUUGUGAAACAUGUAAAUGUACCAACAAAGUCGAUAAAUGUCUCAACAAGAAUGUAGUUUAUAAAAUUAAGUGCUCAUACUGCGAGGCAUUAUAUAUAGGAGAAACGGGUAGGACAACAGGCACACGCAUCAAAGAAAACAUGACGAUGAAACAGCAAACAGUAUAUAAGCAUUUGAUGUCCCACAAGAGAAAGAACCAGACUGUCGGAAACUGUCGUAAUUUAGAAUUAUUUAUGUUCACGCGUGGGACGCGCGAGUCCAAACUUUAGACACUUCGGAAAGUUCCGGAUUAUACCGGUGGUUGUUGUUUUUUAAAAAGAGAACUUAAAAACAUGUGGCUGUGAGACUGUGAAAUUUGUGAUUUUGUAAUAGAUAUUAUACUGUGAUUUGUUUUGAUUUAUUUUGGGCGAUACUUGGAGGCAAUCCCCAACAUAGGCCACCUACCGACGCGAUUUUAGCUGUGUUUUGGUACAAAUAUCCAAAGCAUUUAUAUCGAGAUUUUGUUGUGAUUUGUGACGAGCGUGA